CACUAUUGCAUUUAUAAGGGUUUCUUUCUUCUUCAAAGCCAUCGAUCCCAAACUCAUCACCCCCUUUAAACACACACUCUCUCUCACAGAAAACUCAACAGGCAAAAUAGGAAAAAGAAAAGGCUAGGGUUUCAACUCUCUUGCAUUUCAGAGCUGAAAAUCCUAUUUGAGGUGGGUAGAAGAUCCCACGUUGGAAGGAUCACGUGGAAAAAUGGCGAAUUCAGCCAUAAAUGGUAUCUUGGAGAAGAUGACGGGUAAGGAUAAAGACUACAGAUACAUGGCCACCUCUGAUUUGCUCAAUGAGCUGAACAAGGAAGGAUUCAAAGCUGAUGCUGAUAUGGAGGUCAAAGUGUCAAAUACUGUCCUCCUACAGCUUGAGGAUGCAGCUGGCGAUGUUUCUGGACUUGCUGUGAAGUGUUUGGCACCACUUGUGAAGAAAGUCAGUGAGGAUAGGGUUUUGGAAAUGACAGACAAGCUGUGUGAUAGAUUGGUACAUGGGAAGGAUCAACAUCGUGAUAUUGCUAGUAUAGCCAUGAAGACAAUUGUUUCAGAAGUCAGUACCACGGCUGUUGCACAGCGCAUCGUUGAUUCUCUUACUCCUCAAUUAAUAAAGGGCAUAACAAGUACUGGAAUGAGCACUGAGGUUAAGUGCGAGUGUCUUGAUAUCCUAUGUGAUGUUCUUCAUAGAUUUGGCCAUCUGAUGACAACAGACCAUGAGCUACUUCUAAGUGCAUUGUUGUCUCAAUUGAGUUCUAAUCAAGCCAGUGUCAGAAAGAAGUCUAUAUCCUGCAUCGCAUCUCUUGCCUCAAGCUUGUCGGAUGAUCUCUUGGCAAAGGCAACUGUAGAAGUUGUUCAGCUUCUGAAAAAUAAGGGCCCAAAGCCUGAAUUGACCAGGACGAAUAUCCAGAUGAUUGGAGCUUUGAGUCGUGCUGUUGGAUAUCGUUUUGGACCCCAUCUUGGCGACACUGUACCCUUGCUAAUCAAUUAUUGCACCAGUGCUUCAGAAAUCGAUGAAGAACUUCGUGAGUACAGUUUGCAGGCGUUGGAGAGUUUUCUCCUUAGAUGUCCCAGGGAUAUAUGUUCUUACUGUGAUGACAUUUUACAUCUUACUCUUGAGUUUUUGAGUUAUGACCCAAACUUCACUGAUAACAUGGAGGAGGAUACCGAUGAUGAGACUCAUGAGGAGGAGGAAGAUGACGAAAGCGCUGAUGAAUAUAGUGAUGAUGAAGAUGUCAGCUGGAAGGUUCGGAGAGCAGCAGCAAAGUGCUUAGCCGCUAUUAUUGUUUCUCGUCCAGAGAUGCUCUCAAAGUUGUACAGGGAGGCUUGCCCUAAGCUGAUUGAAAGGUUUAAAGAAAGGGAAGAAAAUGUUAAGAUGGACGUGUUCAACACAUUCAUUGAGCUGCUCCGCCAAACUGGAAAUGUUACAAAGGGACAAGCUGACAUAAAUGAGUUGAGCCCUCUAUGGUUGUUGAAACAAGAAGUACCAAAAAUUGUUAAGUCUAUAAAUAGGCAGUUGCGUGAAAAGUCCAUCAAGACUAAGGUUGGUGCAUUUUCAGUUUUAAAAGAACUAGUAGUUGUCUUACCGGACUGCCUUGCUGACCAGAUAGGAUCUCUGAUAUCUGGAAUUGAGAAGGCAUUAAACGACAAAUCUUCUACCUCAAAUUUAAAAAUAGAGGCUCUUAUUUUUACAAGACUAGUUAUGGCUUCACAUUCACCUUCCGUCUUUCACCCCUACAUCAAGGCACUCUCUAGUCCUGUUUUAUCUGCUGUAAGUGAGCGCUAUUACAAAGUUACAGCUGAGGCAUUAAGAGUCUGCGGAGAGCUUGUUCGUGUUGUACGCCCAAGUUUUCAGGCAUGCAAUUUUGAUUUCAAACCUUAUGUCCAUCCAAUCUAUAAUGCCAUCUUGGCACGUCUAGCAAACCAAGAUCAAGAUCAGGAGGUUAAGGAGUGCGCUAUUUCUUGCAUGGGUCUUGUCAUUUCAACUUUUGGUGAUAACCUACAAAAAGAGUUGCCUGCAUGUCUUCCUGUCCUUGUUGAUCGUAUGGGGAAUGAGAUAACCCGACUCACAGCAGUGAAGGCAUUUGCUGUCAUUGCUAGUUCACGACUUAAGAUAGAUCUAUCAUGCGUAUUGGAGCAUGUUUUUUCAGAGUUAACGGCAUUCCUGAGGAAGGCCAACCGGGCAUUGAGACAGGCAACAUUGGGGACACUGAAUUCCCUAGUUGUUGCGUACGGUGACAGAAUUGGUUCAUCUGCUUAUGAAGUAAUUAUUGUGGAGCUUUCAGCACUUAUAAGUGAUUCUGACUUGCAUAUGACGGCUCUGGCUUUGGAACUUUGCUGCACUUUGAUGGCUGACAAGAAGUCAAACCAGAAUGUUGGUUUGACUGUUAGAUAUAAAGUUCUCCCUCAAGCUCUCAUAUUAGUCAGAAGCUCUUUGUUGCAGGGUCAAGCCCUUCAAGCGUUACAAAACUUUUUUGCUUGCUUAGUUAGUUCAGCAAAUACAACCUUUGAUGUCUUAUUAGAUUCUCUUCUUUCGAGUGCCAAACCAUCCGGCCAAUCUGGUGGACUCGCAAAGCAGGCUCUGUACUCUGUGGCCCAAUGUGUGGCUGUUCUUUGCCUUGCUGCUGGGGAUCAGAAGUGUGCACCUACAGUGGAAAUGCUUACAGGCAUUCUCAGAGAUGAUAGCAUUAUCAAUUCUGCUAAACAACACUUGGCCUUGUUAUGCCUGGGGGAAAUUGGAAGAAGGAAAGAUCUAAGCUUGCAUGCGCACAUUGAGAAUAUCGUUAUUGAGUCUUUCCAAUCUCCUUUCGAAGAGAUUAAAUCAGCAGCCUCUUAUGCCCUGGGAAAUAUUGCUGUUGGCAAUCUAUCCAAGUACCUGCCUUUUAUCUUGGACCAAAUUGAUAACCAGCAGAAGAAGCAGUACCUUUUACUACAUUCUUUGAAAGAGGUUAUAGCGAGGCACUCUCUUGAUAAGGCUGGACAGGCUGAGUUUCAGGAUACAAAUAUCGAAAAGAUACUGAAUUUGCUAUUUAACCAUUGUGAAAGUGAUGAGGAGGGAGUCCGCAAUGUAGUAGCCGAGUGUCUGGGUAAAAUUGCGCUUAUUGAGCCUAAGAAGCUUGUUCCUGCACUUAAGGUGCGAAUUAGCAGCCCGACGGCUUUCACAAGAGCCACGGUCGUCAUUGCUGUAAAAUAUUCAAUUGUUGAGCGGCCAGAAAAAAUUGAUGAUAUCAUAUAUCCUGAGAUCUCUUCAUUCCUGAUGUUGAUUAGAGACAAGGACCGGCAUGUUAGACGCGCAGCUGUCUUAGCUUUGAGUACAGCAGCUCACAAUAAGCCAAACCUUAUUAAGGGGCUUCUUCCUGAAUUAUUGCCACUUCUAUAUGACCAGACUGUUGUUAAGCAAGAAUUGAUCAGGACAGUCGAUCUUGGUCCUUUUAAGCACAUUGUAGACGAUGGUCUUGAACUUAGGAAAGCUGCUUUUGAAUGUGUUGACACGUUGCUGGAUAGCUGCCUUGAUCAAGUGAACCCCUCAUCUUUCAUUGUUCCGUACCUUAAAUCCGGUUUGGAUGAUCAUUAUGAUGUUAAGAUGCCUUGCCAUCUUAUCCUAUCGAAACUUGCAGACAAGUGUCCUGCUGCUGUCCUUGCAGUUUUGGACUCAUUGAUUGAUCCUCUUGAAAAGACUAUUAAUCACAGGCCUAAGCAAGAUGCUGUGAAACAGGAGGUGGACCGUAAUGAAGAUAUGAUCCGGAGUGCUCUCCGGGCGAUUGCCUCCCUAAAUCGCUUAAGUGGAGGUGACUGCAGUCUAAAGUUCAAGAUGCUGAUGAACAACAUAAUGAAAUCUGCUCCGCUUGCUGAAAAGUAUAAUUCAGUGCGGUACGAGUGAUUUCUUCGCAGACUCUCGGUACCUGUAUGUUUUCUACCAUUUGACCGUCUUUGUGAACCACACGGCAUGGGGAGAAGCAGCCUCCAUCUUGAUUGAGAAAGAUGCCCAUUAGAGCUUCUCACAUAUAAAGAGGUCUUGUUCCUCCAUGUUUAGAUCUUUGCUAUGUGAUUUACAUGUGCCCUUAUGCCAGUGGGGAACGAAAAUCCUGCCAUAGAUGACUGAGCCAAGAAAAGAAAAGAGUCACUUAAAUCAUGUGCUGGGUACUGGGUUUUUGUUCAUCUUUUUCUUAGAUUCUUUUUUACAAUUAUCAUCGAUGCCCCCGUGAGAGAAUGGGGCUGAAAAUCAGGCACACAAAUCAGAGUACAAAAGAAAAACAGUUCCUAUUAUGGGGUUUUGAUUAUUAGGUAUGAUUCUGUAAAUGCAGCUCCUUUUUUCCA
This is a messenger RNA of Magnolia sinica, 4314 nucleotides long. Its product is annotated as cullin-associated NEDD8-dissociated protein 1. The record is from RefSeq and is a predicted model, not a curated record. The transcript has 29 exons. Lineage: Eukaryota; Viridiplantae; Streptophyta; Magnoliopsida; Magnoliales; Magnoliaceae. Gene Ontology annotation, cellular component: nucleus. The coding region runs from base 212 to 3877 and encodes 1221 amino acids. Gene Ontology annotation, biological process: protein ubiquitination; SCF complex assembly.